AUGUCGGCCGAACUCACAAAAGUCGAUUCUGCCAUUGCUGGCUUGUCAAUAACUCCUAAGGAGGAGAAAGAAGCCGACAAGGCUUCAAAGAAGAACCACAGGCGUCACUCAUCUCAGUCGGACGGUGUCUGGAAUAUCAAGGACUUGGAGGAAAGAAAGAUUGAGUUGACCCUCCCCAUUGAAACACAGAAGACCGGGUGGAAGCUCAACACCUCGCCGUCUACAAUUGAGGACAAGGAUAUCCUCAAACUCCAUCUCGUAACCCCCCCGGUGAAGAAGAUUGAUCUGCAUUUCCCGUUGGGAUUGGAGGUGACUGCUCGUAAUCUCAAGGGAGUCACAAUCAAGGACGCGCUGGACGCUAUCUACAAGCAGUUCAAGAAGAAGGCUAAUGAUGAGCUGGAUAAACCCUACCUUGCUGGUUUCGAGUGGGACAAGGAAGAGUGCUGGACACGCCUAAUCGUCCACCAGAAAAAGGAAGGCCCGGCCCAACAGACCUCAAGUAAGAAGUCCAAGAAGAAGAAGGAGGAGGCAUAG
This is a messenger RNA of Aspergillus bombycis, 534 nucleotides long. RefSeq lists its product as uncharacterized. Bases 1 to 534 code for a protein of 177 amino acids. NCBI's taxonomy places the organism in Eukaryota, Fungi, Ascomycota, Eurotiomycetes, Eurotiales, Aspergillaceae. The record is from RefSeq and is a predicted model, not a curated record. The transcript is spliced from 4 exons.